AAAAUAAUAAUAAUAAUUGCUUCUGUAAAAAUAAUAUUUUUAAUACCUAAAAGAAAUUAGUGAGUUAUUGAGUUAUUUGAGUCGCAAAGUUACGGCCAGUAAUUUGAUUAACUACGUGUAUUCCUUUUCCGUAAGGAACUCUCCCAGUGGCAUCCACACGCGUUAUCGUUGCUCUAAAACGCCGAGAUGUCGGGAGGAUCAGACAUUUUAAGUUUGAAGGAAGAUGAUGUGACUAAGAUGUUGGCUGCAUUUACCCAUCUGGGGACUGAUAAUGUUAAUUUCCAGAUGGAGCAGUAUGUGUACCAAAGACGUUCUGAUGGAGUCCAUAUUAUCAAUCUCCGACGCACCUGGGAAAAGCUCUUGCUGGCUGCUAGAGCUGUUGUAGCAAUUGAACAUCCUGCAGAAGUGUUCGUGAUAUCAUCUCGCCCUUAUGGUCAGAGAGCAGUUCUGAAGUUUGCUGCGCAUACCGGUGCUACACCAAUUGCCGGCCGUUUUACUCCUGGUGCCUUUACCAAUCAAAUCCAGGCUGCUUUCCGUGAGCCUCGUUUAGUGAUUGUGACAGAUCCUCAGCAAGAUCACCAACCAAUUACGGAAGCAUCAUAUGUGAAUAUCCCUGUGAUUGCCUUUUGCAAUACUGAUGCUCCACUUCGUUUUGUUGAUAUUGCCAUUCCUUGCAAUAAUAAGAGUGCCCAUUCCAUUGGCUUGAUGUGGUGGCUUCUGGCCAGAGAAAUUCUGCGAUUAAGAGGGGCAAUUAUCAGAGAAGCAAAAUGGGAUGUUGUUGUUGAUUUGUUCUUUUAUCGUGAUCCAGAGGAGGCUGAGAAAGAGGAGCAAGCAACAAAGGAGGUUCUGGCUGUGCCAAUCAAAACGGAAAUUCCAGAGUUUACACAGCCAUCGGAAGUAUGGGCUAGCGAUGUACCAGCAGCACCGGAAGCCUCUACCAACUGGGAUGCUGAAACUCCUGCUGUGCCAGCUGCGGCUGCUGCUGUGCCAGGUGUAACUCCCGUUCCGGGUGCCCCAGCUGUUGCUCCUGCUGCGGGGGCUGCUGCUGCACCUACUGCUGCCGCUGCUGCUGCCGCUGCUCCUGCUGCCUUCAAUGCGUCUGAUGAUUGGGCCAACCAGGUGGGUGAUGAUUGGGCACCUGGACCAACCACGACUACUGAGUGGGGAGGCAGUAACAACUGGCCUUGAACAACUUUUGUUCACAUACUGCUGUAAUGUGAAGGUUAAUAAAGUUUGUACAUGAAAAUGGUCUUUUUA
Molecule: messenger RNA, 1257 nt
Organism: Gryllus bimaculatus (two-spotted cricket)
Lineage: Eukaryota; Metazoa; Arthropoda; Insecta; Orthoptera; Gryllidae
Source: the annotation of a GenBank genome assembly